AUGGGGAAAACAGGUGCUUUAUUGGGAGAAUUGAUACCAGGAUGCAGCAUGAUGAUAAACAUCACAGGUGGAAUUACAGAAUUUGUAUUUGUGGGCUCUCACAACAUACAGAAUUUGAACAUCUUCUUUGUCCUCUUUCUAUUGGUUUAUGUAACCACCUGGUUUGGGAAUGUCACGAUCAUAAUAACUGUUAUAUCAGACCAUAAUCUUCAUGUACCCAUGUAUUUCUUGUUGGCCAAUUUAGCUUUUUUGGAUGUUAGUGAAUCCUCGGUAAGUGCCCCUAAAUUGCUGCAAUUACUUUUCUCCAAGGACAAAACGAUCUCCUUCCAGGGAUGCUUAAUGCAGAUAAUCUUUUUUCACUUCACUGGGGUCACUGCUGUCUUCUUCCUUAUGGUCAUUGCAGCUGAUCGCUACUUAGCUCUAACCAAACCUUUGCAGUAUGUGGUCAUCAUGAAUAGGAGCACAUGCUUAGGGGUUGUGGUGGCUGCUUGGUUAGGUGGUUUUCUUCACUCCAUUAUUCAGGUGGCACUGGUACUACAAUUACCAUUUUGUGGUUCCAAUGUAUUGGACAAUUUCUAUUGUGAUGUUCCACAGGCGGUCCAACUUGCCUGCACAGACACCUAUGCUGUAGAACUGCUUAUGGUCUUCAACAAUGGACUGGUUACUACAGGAGCAUUCAUUGCCUUGCUCAUUUCAUAUAGCAUCAUUUUGUUCAAGAUAUGAAAUCAUGUUUCAGAAGGAAAGCAGAAAGCUGUUUCAAUUUGUGCAGCCCAGAUCACAGUAGUGAGCUUACAUUUCAUCCCAUGUAUCUUCAUUUAUGACCGUCCCUUUAAGAAAUUUACUGCCGAUAAGGCAGUAUCCUUCCUCUACACAGUUGUCACCCCCAUGCUGAAUCCUAUAACCUACACACUCAGAAAUACUGAAAUGAAAAAUUCUAUUAGGAGGUUAAUAGGAAAACUGUGGAAAAUUUAUCAGAAGUGA
Molecule: messenger RNA, 981 nt
Organism: Varanus komodoensis (Komodo dragon)
Lineage: Eukaryota; Metazoa; Chordata; Lepidosauria; Squamata; Varanidae
Product: olfactory receptor 4D1-like
Biological process (GO): G protein-coupled receptor signaling pathway
Cellular component (GO): membrane
Molecular function (GO): G protein-coupled receptor activity; olfactory receptor activity
Source: RefSeq, a predicted model, not a curated record